AUGUGUGUCGGUUGCACAGGUGUAUCAGUGGUGUACGGCAAGCUGUGGCAGGAGCAACGCGCCUUCGUGAUGCGUCAGCUGCGCUCACUGGGCUUCAGUGGAGCUGCCAUGCAGGCUCAGGUGGGGAAGGAGGUGCGUGCCCUGCUGGACAUACUGAACAACAGCCGUGGAAGGCCAACACAGCUCAAGAAGGUAAUGGCGCCCUCCAUGCUCAACGUCAUCCUCCAAUUCUGUGCUGGAUACCGCCUCCCACACGGUGACCAGCACCUGCAGACGCUGCUUGACCUCAUUCACGCGCGUUCUCUCGCCUUCGAAAUGGCUGGAGGUAAACUCAGCGCCAUGCCAUGGUUGCGUUUCAUGCAGCCUGAGGCAUCGGGUUACAAUGCAAUCACAAAGUUCAAUGAGAUGGCGUGGACCUAUCUUUUGAUGAUUGGCAACCAUAAAUCAUUAUCAGAAGAAGAAAUAUUGCUGCGUCUUGAAGGUGAUUUAUCUGAUUUGGACCUUGAUACUUUUGAUGUGGAGGAAGAGAUUGAAAAUGCUCGGCAGCAGGACCCUACUACACUGGAUAUACAGUUUCUUCAAGGAAUGGACCUUGAUAUGGUUGAAAUUGUGGACCCGCAAGCCAAUGAUGAAGAUGAUGUUCCCUUAGCUUCAAGAUUACUUGCUGAGCCAAACCUUACACCAAGUCAUUCAGCUCAGAAAAUUCAGUGUGAUACACACCGGGAUCUUCGGUGCAGAACGAAGGACAUUGAAGAAGUGGACACAUCAUGUAAUGCAUUUUUUUCUGACCCUCCAGGAGAUGAACUGACACCUUUGUAG
Schistocerca gregaria is the source of this 819-nucleotide messenger RNA. RefSeq names its product probable cytochrome P450 305a1. Gene Ontology annotation, biological process: xenobiotic metabolic process. NCBI's taxonomy places the organism in Eukaryota, Metazoa, Arthropoda, Insecta, Orthoptera, Acrididae. Gene Ontology annotation, molecular function: oxidoreductase activity, acting on paired donors, with incorporation or reduction of molecular oxygen, reduced flavin or flavoprotein as one donor, and incorporation of one atom of oxygen; iron ion binding; heme binding. Bases 1 to 819 code for a protein of 272 amino acids. The record is from RefSeq and is a predicted model, not a curated record. Gene Ontology annotation, cellular component: intracellular membrane-bounded organelle; cytoplasm. The transcript has 3 exons.